This is a messenger RNA of Salpingoeca rosetta, 2073 nucleotides long. RefSeq names its product disulfide isomerase. Gene Ontology annotation, biological process: response to endoplasmic reticulum stress; protein folding. The transcript is spliced from 16 exons. The record is from RefSeq and is a predicted model, not a curated record. Gene Ontology annotation, cellular component: endoplasmic reticulum; cell surface. Gene Ontology annotation, molecular function: protein disulfide isomerase activity. NCBI's taxonomy places the organism in Eukaryota, Choanoflagellata, Craspedida, Salpingoecidae. Bases 68 to 1999 code for a protein of 643 amino acids.
GGAUUCUUUGUUGGUGAUUUUGCCAUUUUUCGCGACGUUGCUGACGUGUUCCACAACCAAUACAACAAUGAGGACUGGUGGUUCAGUGGUGUGGUCGUUGGUGCUUCUGCUGGCGCUGGCGCUGGUGGGGAGCAGCGUUGUGGUGUGUGCUGGAGAGGAGAUUGACGAGAGCCACGUCGUCGUGUUGACAGAAGACAACUUUGACGACACCAUCUCAGAGGAAGGGAAGAUCUUCCUCGUCGAAUUCUACGCUCCUUGGUGUGGCCAUUGCCAACAGCUUGCGCCAGAGUACGCGCGGGCGGCUGCAGAGCUAGCGGAGGUGACGGACAAGGUGGUGCUGGCAAAAGUGGACGCCACAGAGAACGGAAACCUCGCUCAACAGCACGACGUGACAGGCUACCCAACGCUGAAAAUCUACCGCGAUGGUGCCACCUAUGACUACGAGGGUGGCCGCUCUGCCCAAGACAUUGUCAGCGUCAUGAAAGUCCAUGCCGACCCCAGCUGGCAGCCACCAAAGGACCGCGUCAUCGUGCUUACGGCAGAGAACUUUGACGAGACCGUGAACAAGGAGCCCAUCAUGCUUGUUGAAUUCUACGCGCCGUGGUGCGGCCACUGCAAGCGUCUUGCUCCAGAGUAUGAGAAGGCUGCCCGCGACCUCUGGGAGGUGUCACCACGGAUUCCCCUCGCCAAGGUUGAUGCAACGCAAGAACGUGAGCUGGCAGACCGCUUUGGAGUGACGGGGUACCCAACGCUCUUCGUCUUCCGCAACGGCAAGCACUACAAGUACACUGGCCCGCGCCAGCGCUACGGGAUUGUUGAUGAGAUGCGCGAACUUGCGCAGCCGCCGGCAUCCAAGCUGGAGACCGUAUUUGACAUCGACUCCAUCAUCGAUGGUGACGCUCCUGUUGUCAUCGGCUUCUUCGACAGUGAUGACUCGCCGGGCCUUGAAGUCUUCCAGGAUGCCGCCAGCAUCGACCGAAAGCUGUUCAAGUAUGCGUAUGCCACGUCUGAUGCCAUUCGCAAAGCAUACAAUGUCCAGUCUGCAGAGAAGGUCGUUGUGUUCCAGCCGACCAAGUUCCACUCGAAGCUGGAGAACCCCUCCAUUGCUCGCGAUGUUGGCGACGACGCAACAGAACUCAACGCCUGGAUCAAGGCGCAUGGCUUCCCGGUUGUUGGCCACCGCACGAACAACAACGUCGACAUCUCAAAGUACGAGCACGCGCGCCCGCUGGUCCUGCUCUACUUUGAGGUGGACUUUUCGUCCGAUUUGCGUGAUGAAACCAACUUCUGGCGCGAGAAACUCGUCAAGCUUGCCCUUGAUAAAUAUGCGGACAAGGUGAACAAGGAUCUGUUCUUUGCUGUCGCGUCUGAGGAAGAGUUUUCGCACGAGCUGGGGGACUUCAAGCGCAAAGGCGCAGACGAGGAGUUCACGGCAGCCAUCCUCGCAAAGGACAACGUCAAGUACCUGAUGGAGGACGAGUUUGACAUGGACAACCUGGAGGCGUUCAUUGACGACUUUCUGGCAGGAAACCUCAAGCCAUACCUCAAGAGCGAGCCCAUUCCAAAGUACGAAGCCCGUGUGUUGUUGUUGUUGGUGGUGGUGGUGGUUGUUGUUGUUGUUGUUGUUGUUGUUGUUGUUGUUGUUGUUGUUUUCUUCGCGCCAUGGUGCGGCCACUGCAAGCAGCUGAAGCCCGUCUACAAGAAGCUGGCGAAGAAGUUGAGCAAAGUCGACGAUGUUGUCAUCGCUGCCAUGGACGCGACAACAAACGACGUUCCACCGCCAUACAAGGCCACCGGGUAUCCGACCAUCUACUUUGCACCGCGGGGCGACAAGAGCAAUCCCAUCCCCUUUGAUGGCGACCGCGACGUGGACGGCUUCCUCUCGUUCCUCCGCAAACACUCAUCCGCCAAGAUCCCAAAGUUCAAGAAGAAGAAGAAGGCUGCAAAGAAGGCAGAAGAAGUGGAGCCCAAGGAGCAGGCACCAAAGGAUGAACUCUGAACAUGUGCACACAACACAACACACAGCACAACACAACUCAACACAACUCAACACAACACAGCGUCCCACGUGCU